Molecule: messenger RNA, 1681 nt
Organism: Canariomyces notabilis
Lineage: Eukaryota; Fungi; Ascomycota; Sordariomycetes; Sordariales; Chaetomiaceae
Product: COX15-CtaA-domain-containing protein
Exons: 2
Coding region: 29-1480 (483 amino acids)
Biological process (GO): heme A biosynthetic process
Cellular component (GO): mitochondrial inner membrane
Molecular function (GO): oxidoreductase activity, acting on NAD(P)H, heme protein as acceptor
Source: RefSeq, a predicted model, not a curated record
GCUCGGCAUACACAGGGCUGCUGCCCAGAUGGCCCGCCCGCCGAUCGUGUGCGGCCGAUGCAUGCGACGACAGCUGAAUUUGGCCGCUCAGACAUCGAGCCUCCUGAAGCUCCCGCGGGCGACACGACGAUAUGCCACGGCCGAGUCCAGACCUGCGCUCGAUAUGCUCAGCAAUGACGUUACGAGAAAACUAGACGCUGUAUCGAAGGCUGCGCCUUUGGGAAGCUCGGACGGAGCAAAAUCUUCAUCAUUUCCCAAGACCAACGCCAGGGUGGUGGGCUACUGGCUUCUGGGCAGCGCGGCAAGCGUCUUCGGCAUUGUAGUCUUUGGCGGACUGACAAGGCUGACAGAAUCCGGCCUGAGCAUCACUGAAUGGAGGCCCGUAACGGGCUCGCUCCCGCCCCUAUCUCUUGCCGACUGGGAAUCCGAGUUUGACAAGUACCGUGCUUCCCCCGAGUAUAAGAUGCUCAACCCGCAUAUGGACCUGGCCGAGUUCAAAAAGAUCUACUUUAUGGAAUGGACCCAUCGGCUCUGGGGACGCUUUGUCGGCCUCUCGUUUGUGCUGCCAACAAUUUACUUCAUUGCUCGUCGUCGAGUGACGCCGAGAAUGGCUGCAACACUAGUCGGCAUCUCCGGCCUGAUCGGCUUCCAAGGUUUUAUCGGGUGGUGGAUGGUCAAGUCUGGAUUGAAAGAUGAUCUGUUUGCCCCCGGAUCGCACCCCCGUGUCAGUCAAUAUCGCCUCGCGGCGCAUCUGGCUACCGCUUUCGCCUGCUAUUCCUGGAUGCUCUUGGCCGGUUUGGAUGUUCUUAGGACGCACCGGGCACUCCGCGACCCUGAAGCCGCCGCAAAGCAGUUUGCGGCGCUGAAAUCGCCCGCGCUAAGAGUCCUCCGCGGCUCCGUUGCUGCUCUGACAGGGCUGAUUUUCAUCACGGUUCUCUCGGGCGCCCUCGUGGCCGGCCUUGACGCCGGUCUUAUAUACAACGAGUUCCCUAAGAUGGGUACAGGCUAUAUGCCACCUAAAUCGGAGCUUCUCGACAAGUUCUACAGCCGCAGGGAAGACGGGUCAGAUCUGUGGUGGCGCAACAUGCUUGAAAACCCCUCCCUUGUGCAGCUUGACCAUCGCAUCCUUGCCACGACGACAUUUAGCGCCGUGUUAGCCCUCUUUGCAUACAGCCGGACGGGCAAGGUCAAGGCUUCCAUGCCCAGGAAUGUACGCAAAAGUGUCACAGGCCUGCUUCACCUGGUAUCAGCGCAGGUUACUCUUGGCAUCUGCACCCUGAUCUACAUGGUUCCGAUUUCGCUUGCAGCCGCUCACCAAGCCUGCGCGCUCGCCCUACUGACAGGGGCGUUGGUCGUCGGCCACCGCUUGAGGGUGCCGAAGCACACGCUGGCCCUAGUACAAAGGGCGCUGAAGGAACCUGUCCGGAUGAAGGGCGGGCCAACCAGCGCAAGAAUUGAAAAGGCAGUUCCCGGGUUUUAACCAGAUCAAGUGAACGACAGUUGACCAGAGCAUGGAAAGCAGAGAGUGUAAUAUUCACCUGUACAAAUAGGAAGCGGGAUAUACCCCAAGGCUUGCGGAAGCCGAGUGUAGGUUAGGGUAGUGCACAUAUUCUCAUUUACUCCCCAAUCAGGCAUUUGUUCGUAUAUCCAGCUAAUAUCAAAUUGUCAUCGCAUUCCCACU